UUUUAUGAUUUAUCAGGACUUUUCACCUGAUUACGUGCCGACAUUAUCGGGACAUUUGGGAUUAUGAGGACAGGGACGGUGUCCUCAUAAUUCCUGUAAUACAGAUGCAUUUAUCUAAGUUAGAAAACCCCCCCUGCAAACUUUGGGGCCAAGUCCUCUUACACCACAAAACCACGAAAACCAGUUCACACAGUGUAAACUCUGCAUUCAGCAUCGCGCCCUCUGUAGGCUGGAGCCGGAGAAACACCAGAAUAACACUUGCGUUAAGAUUUACGGCUGCUGAUUGGCUAGUUCUGGACUAGCCAUCUAAGGUUGUGAUUGGCUGAGAGGUAUGUCAUUCACUGCGAAUCCUCGUUUCUAUCGGUGGACUUCAGCAGGAGACUAAGAGGACACUACAAUAUCCUGUAAUAUCCAAGUCGUGGAACAGACUGUAAUCAGGAGGAGAUGGCUUCUUCGAAGUUGAGAAGUAGAAAACUUUCUCCAAAACAAGAGGCUGCAUAUUUUAUAUCUGCAUGUAAAGACAAAGAUGGACUUUAUGUGAAAUAUAUAAAUUCAUAUAAAGGCCGUGGGGUAUACAGCAGAUUCCAUUUUGAGAGGGGAGAUUUUCUUCUGGAAUACAGAGGGCAACUCAUCAGCAGGCAUGAAUGUGAAAGUAGACAGAAAAUAUAUCAUGAUGCCCUCAAAGUGUUCAUGUUUGAAUUUUAUUUCAAUGGAAAAUUGUUUUGCAUUGAUGCUGCCCGAGACGAUGGCUCCCUUGGGAGACUGGUGAAUGAUGACCAUGUUAGCCCAAACAGCAAAAUGAAAAAAAUAACCAUAUCAGGAAAGCCCCAUCUAUGUUUAUUCGCAACCAGAAGCAUUAGUCCUGGAGAAGAAAUUACAUAUAACUACGGUGACUCUGACUGGCCAUGGAGAUGCAAGGUGGCUACUGAAAAAGACCAACUGCACCCAAAAGAGCAGAGCACAUCAAGUGAGAACAUAACCGAUGUGGGAAUGACUACGAAUGUCCAGUUGUUGCCAGAAGGACAGCAUGCAGAUGUCCUAAGAGAAGAGACAGAAGAGGCUGUUUCUGAGGGAGACCCCUGUGCCAAUACUCUGAUGGAUAACUCAUCACUUAGCAAAGAAAUGGAACAGAACAUAACCGAUGUGGGAAUGACUACGAAUGUCCAGUUGUUUCCAGAAGGACAGCAUGCAGAUGUCCUAAGAGAAGAGACAGAAGAGGUAGCCACCAAACUUGAUUUUUGCAAGACAGGGGGUCACAGAUCAUCAUUUCCAAAUGAGAAUGUUGAGAAGCAGCCCUGUAAGCAUGAGGUCAUCCAUGCAAAUUUUUCAAGCAUGGACAAAUGUUCUGCAUGUUUUGGACCUGUGGCGCCACUCAAGUGGAUUGGUCUGAGGUGUAAAGUGUGCUCUAAAUUUUGGCACAAGAACUGCUUUGCAAAAUUUGAAAAGAAUGAUGAAGAACCACUUUCAUGGGAUAUAGGAUUUUCAAGUUCUGAUGAGGAAGUGUCACUCUCAGAUGAGGAAUAUGUCCCAGACUCAGACAGUGAAUCGUGCAGUUCAGUGGAGUUAGCAGCAGGAUAUGUAAACAAUGUCCAAAACAAAUGUUCCUCAAAUGAACAGAACGUGAAAGUUGCCACCUCAGAGUGCACCAAAUCUCAGAAAACAAAGUUGAACCAGGAAGGUGUAAGCAAAGGUUCACAGUAUUUGAAGGCCAGGGAAGUGUCUUGUUUAAAUGAGGAUGAUUUAUUUUGUUGUCUGGAGGAGUUGACAAGUGGAGAAUCAGACAAUGAGUCAGACAGUUCUGCAGAAGGGACAGAUUUACUUUCAAGCACCAGUCAAGUUAAACGCCUUUCAGAGAUCAAAAGAUCAUCAAAAGUUGACGUUUUAAUUAAUAGAUCAGAUCGUGUUUCUUUGCCCAGAAAAGACCAUAAAACACCUACAAGUGAACAGCAGUUGGAAAUAAUAGGUGGUACUAGUGCACUUGAUUUGCCUGGAGAUUAUAAGGAUGUAUCAGUGGCAGGAGCAAAGGGUAACAUGGCUGGAGCUGAGAAAUGUCUUCAAUCAUCAGACAUUUCUUGUUCUGAAAAUAAGAAUUACUGUUACAUUUGUGGGAAACCACAGUCAAAAAUAUCUCGUCAUUUAAAAACCCAUUUGACUGAAGUUGAAGUUGCAGAAGCACUGUCAUUUCCAAAACGCUCAAAAGAACGCAAAAGACUACUAGAAAAAAUUCGGAACAAGGGGAACUAUCGGCAUAAUUCCAAUGUAUUAGAGAAAGGAAAUGGGUUGCUUAAAGUAAAACGAAGGCCAAACAAAGAUUGUGAUUCAAAACAGUUUGUGCAUUGUAUGUACUGCAAAGCAAUGUUUGGGCGUAAAGAACUAUGGCGACAUGUGAGAAGAUGUUCCUCAAAGCCAGGUUCAGUAAGUGAACAUCAGGGACGGACCAGAGUGUUGGGUUUGGCUGCCAUGGCAGAGUCUACAUCUUUGCAGCAGAUAUCUGGAGGAGUUUGGAAGCUCUUGAGUGCAAUGAAGCAAGAUGACAUAUCUUCUGUUGUACGCAAUGACUUCUGCAUUCUUCAGCUAGCGCAGUCAUUCUUCAACAAACAUGGAAAUGACCCUACCAAGUUUGAAUAUAUUCGUCAGAAGCUUCGAGAAAUUGGGAGGUUUUUGAUAACAUUGCGCAGUGAGUCCUCUAUAUACAGCCUUGAGGAAGCUAUAAAACCAGCUAAUUUCCAGCAUGUUAUUGAAGCUGUGAAGAAAGUGUCAGGUCAUGACGAAGAAAAAAACUACUACCAAAGGCCAAGCCUAGCAUUGAAAUUGGGCCACACAUUGCAAAAGGUCUGCGAGCUCAUCCACUGCAGAGGUCUAAUGGCAGAAGAUGAAGAGUUAAUUAAGUCAACUGAGACAUUCAGAAAGCUAUAUACCACCAAGUGGUCUGAGCUAAUAUCACACAGGGCUUUAAGCACAAUGAAUGAAGCAAAAUUCAAUAAACCGUCAACACUGCCUUUCACUCAUGAUGUUCAGCUCCUUCAUAAACACCUGGAAACUACUGCCAAUGCAGCAUCUGAAAACCUGAAAAAAACAUCAUCAUCACAAAGUUAUGCAGAACUUGCAAAAGCUACCCUUGCAAGGGUAAUUAUUUUCAAUCGUAGGCGUGCCGGUGAAGUAUCUAAAAUGCAGCUCAAAAGCUUCCAGGAAAGAGAGAACACACUACUUCACGCAGAUGUUGCAGUAGGUCUUUCCAAAUUUGAGCAGAAACUCUGUAGUCAUUUUAGUAGAGUUGAAAUCAGAGGUAAAAGAGGUCGAAAGGUUGCUGUCCUCCUCACACCAGAUAUGGUAGAUGCCCUAACACUUCUGGUGAAUAAAAGAACAGAGUGUGCGGUUCAGGAUAACUGCUUCUUGUUUGCUAGACCCAAAUGCCAGAGUCAUUACAGAGGUCAAGAUUGCUUGCGGCUCUAUGCAACUCAGUGUGGUGCUCAAAAUCCACAACAUCUCAGGUCAACACAUUUGCGCAAACACGUGGCCACUCUAUCACAAAUUCUUAAUUUGAAAAACAAUGAAUUAGAUCAAGUUGCUGACUUCUUGGGGCACGAUAUUCGUGUACACCGUGAGUAUUACAGGCUUCCAGAAGCGACAACUCAGCUGGCAAAAAUAUCCAAACUUCUGCUUGCUAUGGAAAAAGGGUGUCUCCCUAACUUUCAAGGCAAAUCACUCGAUGAAAUUGAAAUUGAAGAUGAGAUCAACUUAACUGAUGGCAGUGAUGGAACUGAACCUGACAGUGAUACAGAGGAUGCUACCUUGGGCACACCAAGACUGAAUGAAAGUCAAAGCAUUCAGCCAGCUACAGAAGAUAAUGCUGGAGGCUCAACAGAUUCCAUCAGUGUGGGCCAGGUUUUUACAGCAGCAAUUAAAACCUCAAAGAAGAAGUCGCGAACACAGUGGUCAAAACAGGAGGUGACAGCUGUAUUGAAACAUUUUAAAGAUCAUAUAACCAAAGGAAAACUGGCAACAAUGGCAGAGUGUCAGCAGUGCAAGUCAGCUGAGGACCCUGUUCUGGCAGGGCGCACUGUACAAAAUAUAAGAGAUUUUGUUAGAAAUAGAGGGAUCACACUAAAAAGGAAAACCAUGUCUAAUUGAAUAUAUAUUAUUUUCUAUAGAGGCAAAAAUGCCAAGGAGAAAAAUAUUGUUUAUUUCUAAUUUUUGGGGAGUAAAGAAUUUGCCCUCGUGUCAUGCACUCUUAAGUUGCAGAAAGUCUUUUGUUACAAGUUAUAAUAAAAAAUUAAUUAUUUUAAUAUUAAUAUUUUAAUUUCACGUUAGUACUUGUGCAUAAGUAAUCUGCAUUUCAUUAAUCAGGAAAAAAGUCAUUUUUGUUUUUGUGCAUAUUCGAGGUCCAAUAAAACAUCACUGACCUUCUAGCACAGUGAAUGGA
Messenger RNA from Brienomyrus brachyistius, 4423 nucleotides. RefSeq names its product histone-lysine N-methyltransferase SETD5-like. NCBI's taxonomy places the organism in Eukaryota, Metazoa, Chordata, Actinopteri, Osteoglossiformes, Mormyridae. The record is from RefSeq and is a predicted model, not a curated record. The coding region runs from base 445 to 4131 and encodes 1228 amino acids. The transcript is spliced from 15 exons. Gene Ontology annotation, molecular function: protein binding; DNA binding. Gene Ontology annotation, biological process: DNA integration; DNA recombination.